AUGGCGCAGCCGGGCCCGGCUCCUCAGCCUGACGUUUCUCUUCAGCAGCGGGUGGCAGAAUUGGAAAAAAUUAAUGCAGAAUUUUUACGAGCAAAGCAACAGCUUGAGCAAGAAUUUAAUCAAAAGAGAGCAAAAUUUAAAGAGUUAUAUUUGGCUAAAGAGGAGGAUCUGAAGAGGCAAAAUGCAGUUCUACAAGCUGCACAAGAUGAUUUGGGACAUCUUCGGACACAGUUGUGGGAAGCCCAAGCAGAGAUGGAAAACAUCAAGGCCAUUGCCACGGUGUCUGAGAAUACCAAGCAAGAAGCUAUAGAUGAAGUGAAGAGACAGUGGAGAGAAGAAGUUGCUUCACUUCAGGCUGUUAUGAAAGAAACAGUUCGUGACUAUGAGCACCAGUUCCACCUUAGGCUGGAGCAGGAGCGAACACAGUGGGCACAGUAUCGAGAAUCUGCAGAGAGGGAAAUAGCAGAUUUAAGGAGAAGGCUGUCUGAAGGUCAAGAGGAGGAAAAUUUAGAAAAUGAAAUGAAAAAGGCCCAAGAGGAUGCUGAAAAACUUCGGUCUGUUGUGAUGCCUAUGGAGAAGGAAAUUGCAGCUUUGAAAGAUAAACUGACAGAGGCUGAAGACAAGAUUAAAGAGCUGGAGGCCUCAAAGGUGAAAGAGCUGAAUCAUUAUCUGGAAGCUGAGAAAUCUUGUAGGACUGAUCUAGAGAUGUACGUAGCUGUUUUGAAUACUCAGAAAUCCGUUUUACAGGAAGAUGCUGAGAAACUUCGGAAAGAAUUGCAUGAAGUUUGCCACCUCUUGGAGCAAGAGCGACAACAACACAACCAGUUGAAACACACGUGGCAGAAGGCCAAUGACCAAUUCCUGGAGUCUCAACGUUUGCUGAUGAGGGACAUGCAGCGAAUGGAAAUUGUGCUAACUUCUGAACAGCUCCGACAAGUUGAAGAACUGAAGAAGAAAGAUCAGGAGGAAGAUGAACAGCAAAGACUUAGUAAGAGAAAGGAUCACAAAAAAACAGAUGUUGAGGAGGAAGUAAAAAUACCAGUAGUGUGUGCUUUAACUCAUGAAGACUCUUCAGCUCAGUUAUCAAAUGAGGAGGAACAUUUAGAUAGCACCCAUGGUUCAGUCCAUUCUCUGGAUGCAGACUUACUGUUGCCAUCUGGGGAUCCUUUCAGUAAACCAGACAAUGAUGUGUUUAAAGAUGGACUCAGGAGAGCACAGUCUACAGAUAGCCUGGGAACUUCAGGCUCGCUGCAAUCCAAAGCUUUAGGCUAUAACUACAAAGCAAAAUCUGCUGGGAACCUGGACGAAUCAGAUUUCGGACCGUUGGUAGGAGCAGAUUCGGUAACUGAGAACUUUGACACCGCCUCCCUUGGGUCACUGCAAAUGCCAAGUGGGUUUAUGUUAACCAAAGAUCAGGAGAGAGCAAUCAAGGCGAUGACACCGGAACAAGAGGAGACGGCAUCCCUCCUGUCGAGUGUCACACAGGGCAUGGAAAGUGCUUAUGUGUCCCCCAGUGGCUACCGCCUAGUCAGUGAGACAGAAUGGAAUCUCUUGCAGAAAGAGAUACACAAUGCUGGAAAUAAACUUGGUAGACGCUGUGAUAUGUGUUCCAAUUAUGAAAAACAAUUACAAGGAAUUCAGAUUCAGGAGGCUGAAACAAGAGACCAGGUGAAAAAACUACAGGUGAUGCUAAGGCAAGCAAAUGAUCAGUUAGAGAAGACAAUGAAAGAUAAACAGGAAUUGGAAGACUUCAUAAAGCAGAGCACUGAAGAUUCAAGUCACCAGAUCUCUGCACUUGUCCUAAGAGCCCAAGCAUCGGAAAUCUUACUUGAAGAGUUACAGCAGGGGUUUUCCCAGGCAAAGAGGGAUGUUCAGGAACAGAUGGCAGUGCUGAUGCAGUCACGGGAACAGGUUUCAGAAGAACUGGUGAGGCUACAGAAAGAUAAUGACAGUCUUCAGGGAAAGCAUAGCUUGCAUGUGUCAUUACAACAAGCGGAAGACUUCAUUCUCCCAGACACUAUGGAGGCACUCCGGGAGUUGGUAUUAAAAUACCGUGAGAAUAUCAUUAAUGUGCGGACAGCAGCAGAUCACAUGGAAGAAAAGCUGAAGGCUGAAAUACUUUUCCUGAAAGAGCAGAUUCAAGCAGAACAGUGUUUAAAAGAAAACCUUGAAGAAACUCUGCAGCUAGAAAUAGAAAACUGCAAAGAAGAAAUAGCUUCCAUCUCUAGCCUAAAAGCUGAAUUAGAAAGAAUAAAAGUAGAAAAAGGACAGUUGGAGUCCACAUUAAGAGAGAAGUCUCAACAGCUUGAGAGUCUUCAGGAGAUGAAAAUGACGUUGGAAGAACAGCUGAAGAAAGAAACUGCUGCUAAGGUUACUGUCGAACAACUGAUGUUUGAAGAGAAGAACAAAGCUCAGAGGUUGCAGACUGAACUAGAUGUCAGUGAACAAGUGCAGAGAGAUUUUGUAAAGCUUUCUCAGACCCUUCAGGUGCAAUUAGAGCGGAUCCGACAGGCGGACUCCUUGGAGAGAAUCCGGGCAAUUCUGAAUGACACCAAACUGACAGACAUUAACCAGCUCCCCGAGACAUGA
This is a messenger RNA of Rangifer tarandus platyrhynchus (Svalbard reindeer), 2589 nucleotides long. The record is from the annotation of a GenBank genome assembly. NCBI's taxonomy places the organism in Eukaryota, Metazoa, Chordata, Mammalia, Artiodactyla, Cervidae.